AUGGCUAAUAACGCAGCUGCGUGUGCUGAGAGAGCAACCAGUGACUUGCUCAUUGGUCCAGAUUGGGCUAUCAAUAUAGAGUUGUGUGAUAUCAUUAACAUGGACCCUAGGCAAGCAAAGGAUGCAUUGAAGAUACUUAAGAAGCGCUUAGGCAGUAAAAAUCCCAAAACACAGCUGCUGGCUCUUUUUGUACUGGAGACUCUUACUAAAAAUUGUGGCGAAAGUGUAUUUCAGCAGAUCAUUGAGCGUGAUAUAUUGCACGAAAUGGUUAAGAUAGUGAAGAAGAAGCCGGAUUUAAGUGUGAGAGAAAAGAUACUGAUUUUAAUUGAUGCAUGGCAAGAAGCUUUUGGAGGCCCAAGUGGAGUUUUUCCCCAAUACUAUGCAGCAUAUAACGAACUAAAGGCGGCUGGAGUUGAAUUUCCACCAAGACAAGAAAAUAGCGUGCCAUUCUUCACACCUCCUCAGACUCAGCCGAUUAUUCAUUCUGCUGCAGAAUUUGAUGAUGCUGCUAUUCAGGCUUCUCUUCAAUCAGAUGCAUCUGAUCUUAGUGUAUUAGAGAUUAAAAAUGCUCAAGGGCUAGCUGAUGUUUUGACAGAAAUGCUCAGUGCCUUGAAUCCGAAAGACCCCGAGGGCCUGAAGGAGGAAGUGAUUGUUGAUCUUGUUGACCAAUGCCGUUCUUACCAGAAACGGGUCAUGCUUCUUGUGAGCAAUACUCUGGACGAGGAGCUUUUAGGUCUGGGAUUAGCACUGAAUGACAGCCUUCAGCGAGUACUCCGUCAACACGACGACAUUGCAAAAGGAACUGCUAAUUCAGGUGCAAGAGAAGUAGAAACUCCAGUUCUGCCGCUUGUAAAUGUAAACCAUGAAGAUGAUGACUCAGAAGAUGAUUUUGGUCAAUUAGCCCAUAGGUCUUCACGGGAUACUCAUGCACAGAAUCGGAAACCAGUCUAUGACAAGCCAGAGUCAGUGAGAAUGAACUCACUUAUUCCCCCACCACCAGCAUCGAAGAGGCCAGUCUACUCUGGUACUGGCAUGGUUGACUAUCUUAGUGGUGAUACAUACAAGGCAGAAGGAUCCGUUGAAAACGCUGAACCAACUUCAUUUGCAGCUCCUCAUCAUUCUAUCCCUAACCCUACCUCAUCAACUAUUCCAACAGAGUCUUCACCCCAUCCUCAUGUGACUACUACCUCAUCACCAAUUUUUAGCAAACAGCCUACAUAUGACGAGCCGAAGUCUUCAGAACAGUUGCCUCCAGCUCCCUGGGAUACACAAGCUCCUGUUGUCAUUCCACCCCCACCUUCAAAGUAUAAUCAGAGACAACAGUUUUUUGAGAAAAAAGGUUCAUCUCAUUCGAGCAAUGGAUCAAGUUCGUCUAGUGACAGCUUGGUGGGACAAACUCAAAAUCUGUCUCUGAAUUCAUCCACCCCAACCAAAGAACAGAAGCCAGAAGAUGCACUUUUCAAAGAUCUAGUUGAUUUUGCAAAAUCAAAAACCUCUUCAUCUUCUAAACCCAAUAGGUUAUAUUGA
Messenger RNA from Lathyrus sativus (Indian pea), 1527 nucleotides. The record is from the annotation of a GenBank genome assembly. Lineage: Eukaryota; Viridiplantae; Streptophyta; Magnoliopsida; Fabales; Fabaceae.